CGGAGCUGGAAGCGUCCACGGCAACCUAGCGACAGCCAGUAACGAAAGCGACGUGUGACGUUAUGUGUGAAGCCACGCCCACCACGCACAAACUCUUCCUGUUAUGAAACCGAAGCAUAUGAGAAGUUGCUCUUCUGGUGAAUUGGAAAAGCGAGAGAAGAGAGGACAUGUCUGCCCAGGCGAACCGGGUCAUGGCUUUAUCCGAGUGGGAGAACAGGUGGCACGAAGGAAGAACUGGUUUUCACAGACCUCAAGUGCACAAUUUGCUGGAAAACAACUUGGACAAAGUCGUAUGUGGACGAAAGGAGGUUCGAUUCUUCUUCCCAUUAUGUGGAAAAGCUGUAGACAUGAAAUGGCUGGCUGAUAUGGGUCACACAGUUGUUGGAGUUGAAAUUUCCGAAAAAGGAAUUAAACAGUUCUUUGCAGAGCAAAAUCUUGCUUAUAAUGAAGAACCACUAUCGGCUAUUCCUGGAGCAAAGCUUUUCAAGAGCGCAGAUGGAAAGAUCUCCAUCUAUCAGUGUGAUUUAUACAAGUUCUCCAGUGCUGUUGCAGGAAAGUUCGGAGGGAUUUGGGAUAGAGGAGCGCUGGUGGCCAUAAACCCAUGUGACAGGCAGAAGUACGCCACGCUCCUUAUUUCUUUAAUGAACAAUGACUGCAGAUAUCUGGUGGACACAAUGGAAUACAAUCCUGAGCUCUACAAAGGUCCACCAUUUUUUGUAUCAGAAGAGGAUGUAAAAAAUGCUUUUGGAGGGGGCUGCGACAUUGAACUGCUUCAGUCUGUCGAUGGAUUUGAGGAAAGACACAAAUCAUGGGGACUGGAUUCACUGACAGAGAAAGUCUACCUUCUCACUCCAAAAGCACAGUGAUCAAUAACCAAAUCAGCUGGAGGGUGAUUAAAAAAAGUAAAGAUUGCCAAUACAAUUAAAAAAAUAUAUAUAGGGUUAAAGUGGGACAAAUUGCAGUAACCUGAAAGUUAUUGGUUUCAUAUGUGAACAUAAUGUAAAAUAUUUUAAUAAAUCAUUAAUUAAUUAUUUUUAAAA
This is a messenger RNA of Megalobrama amblycephala (Wuchang bream), 1040 nucleotides long. RefSeq names its product probable thiopurine S-methyltransferase. Lineage: Eukaryota; Metazoa; Chordata; Actinopteri; Cypriniformes; Xenocyprididae. The transcript has 9 exons. Gene Ontology annotation, molecular function: thiopurine S-methyltransferase activity. Bases 168 to 866 code for a protein of 232 amino acids. The record is from RefSeq and is a predicted model, not a curated record.